Radiomyces spectabilis is the source of this 702-nucleotide messenger RNA. RefSeq lists its product as uncharacterized. The annotation marks the transcript as partial. The record is from RefSeq and is a predicted model, not a curated record. The transcript has a single exon. NCBI's taxonomy places the organism in Eukaryota, Fungi, Mucoromycota, Mucoromycetes, Mucorales, Radiomycetaceae.
UUGGAAGAAAAAAUCCAAGCGUUAUCGCGUGAACGAUCGACCUUCGACAGUACUUUGGCGGAACUCGAAGACGCGCUGCAAGCCAAGCGAGAUUAUGCCAACCAACGCCGCCUAAAGAAAUCAAAGCGGGAAAAGCAAUACCAUCACUUUUAUUCUAUCCCAAUGAUAGCCAGUCGAUACGAAAAGAAAUACAUUCGUGCCCGAGACAAGAACGCUCAAGCGGAAGAUCAGUUGUGCGAUAUCCGAAAGGCCAUUGAUCAAUUGCAUGUAUCGACUCGAGAGAUGGAUAGCUUGCAGCACCGCCAACAACUGCAAAUCGACACGGUUACUGAGCAACGGCAAACCUUCACAUCUGAAAUGUCGAUAGCGGAAGAACGACUCCAAUUUAUGAAAGAAGGUCAAGCAUUCUGGAACCAUACCGCUACCCACCAAGGAUUCAAACUUUUGCAAGCCUGCGAACGCUUGAAGGUGUCCUCCAUAGCCGAUAUCCAUGAGCAGAAUAGUUUGGCAUCAUUUCAAAUGACUUGUGUAGAGUACGACGAAUCGGUAGCCUAUGGAGAGUCACGGUGGGAUCCCCGCCAUCUUGAAAUGGAAUUUUCUUGCACACAGUGCUCGUCGUGGCAAAAUGGUUGGCCGAUGGUUGAUCCCGCUCACACAAAUGCUCUUCUCUGCCAAUCUUGCGUUGAAAAUAUGCAGGUGUCC